This is a messenger RNA of Xenopus laevis (African clawed frog), 3103 nucleotides long. It is a transcript of the gene mthfd1.L, whose product is annotated as methylenetetrahydrofolate dehydrogenase (NADP+ dependent) 1, methenyltetrahydrofolate cyclohydrolase, formyltetrahydrofolate synthetase L homeolog. Gene Ontology annotation, cellular component: cytosol; cytoplasm. The transcript has 28 exons. Gene Ontology annotation, molecular function: ATP binding; formate-tetrahydrofolate ligase activity; methenyltetrahydrofolate cyclohydrolase activity. The record is from RefSeq and is marked provisional. Bases 105 to 2909 code for a protein of 934 amino acids. Gene Ontology annotation, biological process: tetrahydrofolate interconversion; sulfur amino acid metabolic process; folic acid metabolic process. NCBI's taxonomy places the organism in Eukaryota, Metazoa, Chordata, Amphibia, Anura, Pipidae.
GAGAGCAGUAGGUUGCGCUUAACAGCACUGUACCAUCGUCCCGCACCAUCGGAGCUUCGUGGGUGAAAUCUGCGUGGGCCCGUAGCAGCACGACAUUAGCCAGCAUGCCUGCGGAAAUCCUCAGUGGCAAAGUAGUCUCCGGAUUGGUCCGUGAGAGACUGAAAACUGAAGUUGCUGCUAUGAAGGAAAAGGUCCCUGGUUUCAGCCCUGGAUUGGCCAUUGUGCAGGUGGGAGACAGAGAUGACUCGAAUCUCUACAUCAGCAUGAAACUUAAAGCUGCUGCAGAGAUUGGGAUCAGUGCCAGCCAUGUGAAGCUGCCGAAGACUGCCACAGAAGCCGAGGUACUGAGCAAGAUAAUGUCCAUAAAUGAGGAUCCCGCAUAUCACGGGAUGAUUGUACAGUUGCCUUUGGAUUCUGAUCAUCCAAUCAACACUGAAAAAGUCACCAAUGCAGUAUCACCUGCCAAAGAUGUGGAUGGGUUAACUAGUAUAAAUGCUGGAAAACUUGCCCGGGGUGAUCUUGGCGACUGCUUUAUACCUUGUACUCCAAAGGGCUGCAUGGACCUUAUCAAACAAACAGGUGUUCAGAUUCCAGGGAAAAGGGCGGUAGUUAUUGGGCGCAGUAAGAUUGUUGGUGCUCCGAUGCAUGACCUGCUACUGUGGAAUCACGCUACAGUCACAACCUGCCACUCCAAGACAGCAUCCCUCAAUGAAGAGGUAAGCAGAGCAGACAUUUUGGUUGUUGGAGCUGGGAAGCCAGAAAUGGUUAAAGGUGACUGGAUCAAGCCUGGUGCCAUUGUCAUAGACUGCGGAAUCAAUUAUGUCCCAGACCCAAAUAAACCAUCUGGAAAGCGAGUAGUGGGAGAUGUUGCUUAUGUAGAAGCUAAGGAAAAGGCCUCUUACAUCACUCCAGUCCCAGGCGGGGUUGGCCCUAUGACUGUAGCUAUGCUAAUGGAGAAUACAGUGGAAAGUGCAAAACGAUACCUUGUCCAAUUCCAGCCUCACAAAUGGAACAUAGAGUACAACAAGCUGCACCUGAAGGUUCCAGUUCCCAGUGACAUUGAAAUUUCUCGUUCUUGCAUUCCGAAACCUAUUGCAAAAAUUUCUGAAGAAAUUGGUUUACUUUCGCAAGAGGUAGAAUUAUAUGGUCAGACUAAGGCCAAAGUUCUACUGUCCACGCUCAAGCGGCUGCAAAACCGAGAGGAUGGCAAAUACGUUGUUGUAACUGGAAUAACUCCAACUCCUCUGGGAGAAGGGAAGAGUACCACCACAAUUGGCUUAGUGCAAGCCCUCGGCGCUCAUCUCAACCUAAAUGUGUUUGCCUGUGUUAGGCAGCCAUCACAAGGACCAACAUUUGGGAUUAAAGGAGGAGCAGCAGGAGGAGGAUAUUCCCAGGUCAUCCCAAUGGAAGAGUUUAACCUUCACCUAACCGGGGAUAUCCAUGCCAUCACUGCUGCCAACAAUCUGGUUGCUGCUGCUAUUGAUGCCCGUAUCUUCCAUGAACUGACACAGUCUGACAAGGCAUUGUAUAGCCGGCUAGUUCCUUCCAACAACGGAGUUCGGAAAUUCUCAGAUAUUCAGAUCAGAAGACUUCGGAGGCUGGGCAUUGAGAAAACAGACCCUGCGGCUUUAACAGAGGAAGAAAUAAACAAGUUUGUCAGGCUGGAUAUUGACCCAGACACCAUCACAUGGCAGAGAGUACUUGACACAAAUGAUCGCUUCCUGAGAAAAAUUACCAUUGGCCAGGCCCCGACAGAGAAGGGAUUCACGCGCACGGCCCAGUUUGAUAUUUCUGUAGCAAGUGAAAUCAUGGCCGUUCUGGCCCUAACUGAUGGACUGGAUAACAUGAGGGAACGUCUGGGCAAAAUGGUGGUAGCCUCCAGUAAGAAAGGAGAGCCUGUCAGCACAGAAGAUUUGGGAGUAAGCGGUGCUUUGACUGUCCUAAUGAAGGAUGCGGUGAAGCCCAAUCUGAUGCAGACGAUGGAGGGAAAUCCUGUGUUUGUCCACGCUGGACCUUUUGCAAACAUCGCACAUGGGAACUCCUCCAUUUUGGCUGAUAAAAUUGCACUAAAGCUUGUUGGUCCUGAAGGAUUUGUUGUGACUGAAGCUGGGUUUGGGGCAGACAUUGGAAUGGAGAAGUUCUUCAACAUCAAGUGCAGAUACUCUGGCCUGCGGCCUCAUGUAGUUGUGCUGGUGUCCACUGUGAGAGCACUGAAGAUGCAUGGUGGAGGGCCAACAGUUACUGCUGGAGUUCCAUUACCAAAGGAAUACACUGAAGAGAACCUGGACCUGAUUGAGAAAGGGUGUAGCAACCUUCGUAAACAGAUUGAGAAUGCCACCAUUUUUGGAGUCCCUGUGGUUGUUGCUGUCAAUGCUUUCAAAACAGAUACAGAGGCUGAACUGGAUAUUGUUUGUGAUCUUGCGAAGAAGGCUGGAGCCUUUGAUGCCAUUAGAUGCACUCACUGGGCAGAUGGUGGCAAGGGGGCGGUAGCACUGGCACAAGCGGUACAAAGAGCAUCUCAGGCACCCAGCAACUUCAAGUUUCUCUAUGAUGUGCAGCUUCCUAUUGCAGAUAAGAUCCGGAUUAUUGCACAGAAAAUAUAUGGGGCAGAUGACAUUGAACUCCUCCCUGAAGCACAGAAGAAGGCUGACUUGUAUACCAAACAGGGAUUUGGGAAUCUGCCGGUCUGCAUGGCUAAAACCCACCUGUCUUUAUCACAUAACCCAGAAUUGAAAGGGGUUCCUACAGGGUUUGUUUUGCCCAUCCGAGAUAUAAGGGCCAGCGUGGGAGCCGGAUUCUUGUAUCCACUAGUUGGAACAAUGAGCACAAUGCCGGGGCUUCCAACCAGACCCUGCUUCUACGACAUUGAUCUGGAUCCAGUCUCUGAGCAAGUCAAUGGAUUGUUCUAAAACUUUAGACCCCAAGAUCUUGAUAAAGCUGACAAACUGUGAAAAUUAGAGAAAAAGAUGUAAUGACAUUUAUCCGGGACAAUCUUAUAAUUGCAAUUUUAAGAUGGAAUUUUUUUAAAAAACAUUUUAUGUAUGUUUGUCAUCUUUUCAGUUUCAAUCUUUAAAAUAAUAACAUAAAUUUUUACGAACGACAA